Molecule: messenger RNA, 1121 nt
Organism: Vitrella brassicaformis
Lineage: Eukaryota; Vitrellaceae
Source: the annotation of a GenBank genome assembly
GCUGCCGGGAUCUGUGACAUCUGCCAUGUCGGUGGUGUUCUCGGAAGGUGCGUCACCAUCACUGGUGACCAUGGACGCCGAUGUGCUCCUCUCCCUCUCCCAAGACCACCGCCACACACAGCAGCAUCUCAUCGAGGAGCUCACCAAGCAGCGUGAUGAGUUGAGGGCUGAGCUGGAUGACUACGAGCGACGGCUGGAUGACGCCGAGCAGCGCGAUCGAGAUGCGGAGGCCCAGAUCACGGACCUCGAGGCCCAGCUGGCAGAGGAGAAGGCCUCGGUGACCCUGCACAUGCAGCAGCGGGAUGACUCCGACUACCGGCUGGAGAAGGCAGAGGCGCGCAUCGAGGAGCUCGAGGCUCAGCUGGCUCAGCGCAAACAGACCGAUCUCGGCCCGCUCGUCCCCCAGACCAUCGUGUGGAUGGGCGGCCUCUAUCACGGGCAGGUCUUAUUCGGCAAGCCUGACGGCCUUGGGGUGCUGCGGACUCUGGACGGCGACAAGAAGAUCUACGAGGGAGGAUGGAGCAACGGCCGGCUCUUCGGGCGGGGCCGCGUGGAUUACCGCCUCACCAUGCCGGACCGCUCAACAUACAAGGGGGACACAUUCGACGGCCUGCCGCACGGCCAUGGCGUCUGCUACCACUUCUCAGCCCCCGACAAGGUCGAGUACAUCGGCGGGUGGGCCAACGGCGAGCGGCACGGCCAGGGGAGCGCCUACAGUCCGGUUGGCGGGUGGGAAGUGUUCCGGGGGGAGUUUGUGUGGGGGAUGGCAUACAAAGGGGUGUUCUUAAGUGACGGCAUCCAGUACCCGUGGCGAGCCGGUCAGAGAAUUCCUACCGGUGGCAAGCGGGAGAUGUGGGGGGGUGUGCCUUCUUGGCUCCCGAACGUGUGAUUGCCCUCCCUGCGUGUGGAUGGCCUUCAUUGCGUCUCGGCCUUUUUUCCUGUAUGUCAUUGAUUGAUGUACCAUGUGUGGACGUGGCGAGCAUGCCGCUGCCGUCAGUCAGGUAACUCGUUUUUCCCUUGCUGUCUCUCCAUGUGAGAGGGAUUUGUGUAGGCAGGUGUCCGUAUCUAUCUAGUCGUGUGUGCGAAGCUUUAUGCAGUGAGUGCAACAGGGGAAGGAAGGG